Sclerotinia sclerotiorum 1980 UF-70 is the source of this 192-nucleotide messenger RNA. RefSeq lists its product with no specific name. The record is from RefSeq and is a predicted model, not a curated record. NCBI's taxonomy places the organism in Eukaryota, Fungi, Ascomycota, Leotiomycetes, Helotiales, Sclerotiniaceae. The transcript is spliced from 4 exons. Bases 1 to 192 code for a protein of 63 amino acids.
AUGGCGUCAGCCAUCCCCAGGAAGAAAAGAGAUAUUAAAUGUUGGAUUUGUAUGAGCUAUGUAUGGGCUAUGACGGCUGAUGCAAAUUUUUAUGCAUAUGCGAGGGUGAUCCAAGGAGUGUCAAACAUUUCAUCUACCGACUAUCGGAGGCUUUAUGCAGAUGUCAAAGAUGAUUUGAUGAUGAAGGAGUGA